This is a messenger RNA of Neoarthrinium moseri, 1803 nucleotides long. RefSeq lists its product as uncharacterized. Bases 1 to 1803 code for a protein of 600 amino acids. Gene Ontology annotation, cellular component: mitochondrial matrix. Lineage: Eukaryota; Fungi; Ascomycota; Sordariomycetes; Amphisphaeriales; Apiosporaceae. The transcript has a single exon. Gene Ontology annotation, molecular function: isocitrate lyase activity; methylisocitrate lyase activity. The record is from RefSeq and is a predicted model, not a curated record.
AUGCUUCGCCGAGCCUUAACCCGGGUUCCCCGAAGGGCAGCUCUCACAACUCGCGGAACACCGACUGCCAUUGCCAUCGCCCGACCACUGUCGACCACAAUCUGCAGAAUGUCUCUGCCACCCGUCCAGCCUCCGGUCUCGACCGCUCUGCCCUCCGACGCGUUCCAGCUUCUCCCCGAGACGGAAAAGGCCGGCACCGCGGAGGACGCCCUCUACGAGCAGCAGAUCAAGGAAGUCGAAGCAUGGUGGGCCAGUCCCCGGUACGAGGGCAUCAAGCGGCCUUACACGGCUGCCGAUGUCGUCUCGAAACGCGGCUCGCAGCUUCAGACCUACCCGAGCUCGCUCUCGGCCAGGAAGCUGUUCAACCUCAUUAAAGAAAAGGAGUCCAAGGGCGAGCCCAUCCACACGAUGGGCGCCAUAGACCCGGUUCAGAUGACGCAGCAAGCGCCGCACCAGGAAGUGCUGUACUUGUCCGGCUGGGCCUGCUCCUCCGUUCUCACGACGACAAAUGAAGUCUCGCCCGACUUCGGCGAUUACCCUUACAACACUGUCCCCAACCAGGUGCAGCGCAUGGCCAAGGCACAGUCGAUGCAUGACCGGAAGCAGUGGGAUCUGCGCAGGAAGCUAUCAGCCGAGGAACGCGCGAAGACGCCGUACGUGGACUACUUCAGACCCAUUAUUGCAGAUGGCGACACAGGCCACGGCGGACUCAGCGCAGUGCUCAAGCUCGCGAAACUCUUCGCAGAAAAUGGUGCCGCUGCCGUACACUUUGAGGACCAGCUUCACGGUGGCAAGAAGUGCGGACAUCUUGCAGGCAAAGUUCUCGUACCUACAGGGGAGCACAUCAACAGGCUCCUGGCCGCUCGCUUCCAAUGGGAUGUGAUGGGCUCCGAGAACCUGGUAAUUGCUCGCACCGAUUCCGAAAGCGGCAAGCUGCUUUCGAGCGCCAUCGACGUGCGAGAUCACGAGUUCAUCCUAGGCAUUGCCGAGGAGGGUAUUGCACCGCUGGCAGAGACCUUGCAGGCCAUGGAGGCAUCGGGCGCAUCGGGACCAGAGAUCGAUGCGUUCGAAGCUAGCUGGGUCAAGAAGACACGCCUGGUAACCUUUGACGAAGCUGCAGUGGAGCAGAUGAAGGCUCAGGGCGUGUCCCAGGACAAGAUCGACGCCUACACAAAGGCGGUCGAGUCCGACAGCAACCUGGGCAUCUCCAAGCGCCGCGAACUCGCCAACCAACACGUUGAAAAGCCCAUUUACUUUGACUGGGAUAUUCCGCGCACCCGCGAGGGCUUCUACCACUUCCGCGCAGGCAUGCAGGCGGCCACUAAGCGCGCGCUCGCCUUUGGCCCCUACGCGGACCUGCUCUGGGUCGAGACGGGCGACCCGAACGUCGAAGUCGCGGCUAAGCUCGGCUGCGCCGUCCGGUCCGUCUUCCCGGGCAAGGGCCUGGUGUACAACCUCUCGCCAUCCUUCAACUGGAUGUCGCACGGGUUCACCGACGAGACGCUGAAGUCGUUCAUCUGGGACAUUGCCAAGGAGGGCUUCGUGCUGCAGCUCAUCUCCCUGGCCGGCCUACACAGCACCGCAACUAUCUCCAACGAGCUCGCCAAGGAGUACAAGAAGGAUGGCAUGCUGGCGUAUGUGAAUCUGGUGCAGAGGCGGGAGAAGGAACUGGGCUGCGACGUCCUGACGCACCAGAAAUGGAGCGGCGCCAGCUACAUUGAUGGGAUCCUGGGAGCCAUCCAGAGCGGCAGCAGUGGCAGCAAGAGCAUGGGCGAGGGCAACACGGAGGGCCAGUUCCACUGA